GGAGCAGAGAUUUUUAUUCCGGAAAAACUUCAGCGUAUCCAACAAUAAUAAUAUCUUCUGGUGAGGAGGUUUGGAAACGGUGGUACGAUUCAGAAAGGUUAUCUAAUAUGAGACAAUUUCAAAUUCCUACAACAUCUGCUGAUAUAUAUAGUUUAGGAUUAUUGUUUUGGGAAAUCGCUUGGUGUAAACCAAGAAAUUUGCCAUUUAAAGAAGUUUCGAUUGAAAAACUUUAUCAUCAUUUACGGCAAUAUAAUCAUGAAAAUUUACCAGAAUUACCAGUAGAUUAUCAACAUUGGAGGCUAUUAAUAAGCAAAAUGUGGAAAUUCAAAGCGGAAGAUCGUUGUGAUAUUAAUACUGUAGAGAUGCUUAUGCAAAGAUUAUACAAGGGUAGAUCAGAUUCAACAUCGUCAGUUUCAUCACCAAUCAGCCCCACAUCACCAUCUAAUAUAUUUAAUUAAAAAUAUUUUUUUGUAUAUUUAUUAAUAGAUUUUGUAUUAUUAAUCUUUUAUUAUUAUUUAAGAAUAAUUUGAAGAUCAAAUUAUUAUUGCAAUAAAA
Messenger RNA from Rhizophagus irregularis DAOM 181602=DAOM 197198, 555 nucleotides. NCBI's taxonomy places the organism in Eukaryota, Fungi, Glomeromycota, Glomeromycetes, Glomerales, Glomeraceae. The record is from RefSeq and is a predicted model, not a curated record.